UUCAGCAGUUGCAAGCCCCCCUAGGGCCGGGAGAACAAAGCUGCUGCUGUUUCCUCCGUGUGACCCGGGAGUCGGGGCUGAGCAGCUGCUGCUCUCUGGGGUCUGUGCUGGGGGAGCCCGGCAUUAACCCCCCCGUGCCCGGCCGGGGGGGCUUUCUCCAGCUGGGACCCGCCCCCUGGGCAGCCCCGGGCCGGAGCCCCCCGGGGCUGGUGACCUGCGAGGAGGUGGCUGUAUAUUUCACCAGGGAAGAGGGGGCUCUGCUGGACCCCACUCAGAGAACUCUCUACAGAGACGUCAUGCAGGAGAACUAUGAGUAUGUGACCUCGCUGGACUUGUGCAGCGUUUCCGGGUGACACCCCCAGACAUAUUGGCAUCAGCACUGCCUAGCCUGUUUGAUGGCCCAUCCAGGGUCAUCGCUGUACAAUGAGCCCAUGGAAAGGACCAAGAGAAUACACCUAUUGAGUCAGCAAGACAUGCAGGGCUAUGCCUGUGUACUGAGAACUCCAGUUUUUCCAUGCCAUGUGCUGUGAAGCUUGUGUUUGGGACACAGGAACUACAGGCCACAUGGCAAAAGGAAUGUAAAGGGCACCUGCAGCAUCUCCAUUUUGUCUUCAAUCCCUCUUCCUACCUCUGGAGCAACUUCUCUACAAACUGAGUCCUUGAAUAAAGGACUAAAUGACCCAUCCGAGCUGUGGAUGUCUUCCAGAUGGACUUUCAAGUCAGCAACUCACCAGUACUGCUAAGAACCCAGUAUAGAUUUCAGAAUGUAUCUGACCGCCUUCCCAUUUAACUUCUUUCUCUCUUUCUUUCUUCUAAACCUUUAGUUUAGAUGCAAAAGGAUUGGCUAGGAGCAUAAUAUUUUGGGUAAGAUCCAAACCUGUAGUGACUUGGUACUGUGGCUGACCCUUUGGGGUAAGAAGAACAUUUUGUCUAUGCACAGAGUUUUUAAAUAACCUCUCACUGUACUGGACCUAGGUGCUGAUUGGGAGUCAGAGAACUGGGAUGCAAUGAAGGGGGCCGUGUGAUUUCUUUUUCCAGCUUCUUGAUAACCAGUGUGGGUGAUCAGAAGCAUAGUUUGUGACUGGUCAGUGACUUCAACUUCAGUAUCAGGGGGUAGCUGUGUUAGUCUGGAUCUGUAAAAAGCAACAGAGAGUCCUGUGGCACCUUUAAGACUAACCGAUGUAUUGGAGCAUAAGCUGCAUCUGAUGAAGUGGGUAUUCACCCACGAAAGCUUAUGCUCCAAUACAUCGGUUAGUCUUAAAGAUGCCACAGGACUCUUAGUUGCUUUCAACUUCAGUGUUAACCACCAGUUUUGGGAGCAUCUGCUCUCCCUUUUUCAGCCUGCCCUGACCUUGGCAUUUUCAGUCAGGACUGCCCCAGGCACACCGGGUCACACUAAGCAUUGAAGUUAAAUUAAUAGAAUGUUUGUUUUUUUAUGACAAUGUCUUAUGAAAUCAAUGGAACUCCUUUGUUCUUUCAUCUGAGCAGGGUUUCCAGUUUCCCAACCUAAUAUGAUGUCCCAGAUGGAACAAGGGGAAGAGUCAUGGGUCCCAGACCUCCAGGGUUCAGAGGAAAGAGAGAUCCUGAGAGCUUCCUGCACAGCAGGUGAUGCAAUGCUUUGUGAGAAGGAGGAGCAGAAUUCUCAGCAGGAAAAUAUUGAGCAAGUAGAAAAACACAGAGCAUUAUCGCAACAAUCAAAAAGGAAUGUGUCCAGGGAUUAUGAGCAGGGAAAAUCCUGUGAAAUUCAGCACAGACCAGAAACAGAGCAGGGAAACCAGCCAGGGGAGAAAGCGGGUAAAUUUAUUUCCUGUUGGGGAACUCAAAAGGGCCUCAAGGAAACCACAGCACAGCAGGAAAUCCUCAGGAGAAAGAGAAAAAAUACAUGCACUGAGUGUGGGAAAAACUUCAUUCACAAAUCAAGCCUUUCUGUUCAUCUGAGAAUCCACACGGGGGAGAGGCCCUACGAAUGCCGUGAGUGUGGAAAAUGCUUCACUAGCAGCUCAUACCUUUCUAAACAUCAGAGGAUCCACACAGAUGACAGGCCCUACGAAUGCAGAGAGUGUGGGAAAAGAUUCACUCGCAGAUCAGGCCUUUUUCAACAUCAGAGAAUCCACACAGGGGAGAGGCCCUAUGAAUGCAGUGAGUGUGGGAAAACCUUCAAUCGCAACUCGCAUCUUCUUAGUCAUCAGAGAAUCCACACAGGAGAGAGGCCCUACGGAUGCAGUGAGUGUGGGAAAAACUUCACUCAAAGAUCAAGCCUUUCUCACCAUCAGAAAAUCCACACAGGGGAGAGGCCCUACGAAUGCAGUGAAUGUGGGGAAAGCUUCACUCAAAGAUCAAGCCUUUCUCACCAUCAGAAAAUCCACACAGGGGAGAGGCCCUACGAAUGUGGUGAGUGUGAAAAAUGCUUCACUAGCAGCUCAGCCCUUUCUAUUCAUCAGAGAAUCCACACAGGGGAGAGGCCCUACAAAUGCAGUGAGUGUGGGGAAAGCUUCACUCACAGAUCAGGCCUUUUUCACCAUCAGAGAAUCCACACAGGGGAGAGGCCCUAUGAAUGCAGUGAGUGUGGGAAAACCUUCAAUCGCAGCUCGCACCUUAUUAGUCAUCAGAAAAUCCACACAGGGGAGAGGCCCUAUAAAUGCAGAGAGUGUGGGAAAAACUUCAUUCACCGAUCAGCUCUUUCUGUUCAUCAGAGAAUCCACACAGGGGAGAGGCCCUAUGAAUGCAGUGAGUGUGGGAAAACCUUCAGUCAAUGCUCAAGCCUUAUUAGUCAUCAGAGUAUCCACACAGGAGAGAGGCCCUAUGAAUGCAGCGAGUGUGGGAAAAACUUCACUCGCAGAUCAGCCCUUUGUGAACAUCAGAGACUCCACACAGGGGAGAGGCCCUAUGAAUGCAGUGAGUGUGGAAAAAGCUUCACUCAAAGAUCAGCCCUUUCUGUUCAUCAAAGAAUCCACACAGGUGAGAGGCCCUACAAAUGCAGUGAGUGUGGAAAAUGCUUCACUAGCAGCUCAGACCUUUCUAAACAUCAGCGAGUCCACACAGGGGAGAGGCCCUAUGAAUGCAGUGAGUGUGGGAAUACUUUCUCUUGGCACUCAGCCCAUGUUAGCCAUCAGAGAAUCUGCAAGGGAGAUCAACACCAUAAAAACCUCUAGGGCUAUCACUACCUUUUUUUUUCUUUAAUACUUUUCCUGAUUCCCACAUAGUAACUUUUAAAGCUGUUUGAACUGUUUUCAGUACUGUUAACCCUCAGCUUGUCCAGAUGAGUGGCCCAUUCUUGCCUUCUGCAGUUUGCCCUCUCUUGAGGUGGACCUAUUUGUUCUUUGUAUUGUCCCACGAGUAAUUUGAGUGUACUCUUCCUAUCAGGAACCAGGGAGCAUCACAUGUAUACCAUUCCUCCUAUUGCAAAGUUAUUGUUAGAGUCACCAAUGAUGCAGAUUUUAUCAUUGCCAGUUGUUCUCACGUUGCCCUGGGUUUUGCUAAAGAGCAGCUAUUAUUGGGAACCUAUCAAAUUAUAUGUAAAUGAAGAGGAGCAGGGGCAGCCUCUCUGACACUGGAAGGAGACAGGGUAACUCAGAGAUUACCUUCUUCCCCAUCACUGCAGAACUCUUACCUUUUGCCUGAGCCAUGUAGAGUUUAUAUUCAUCACAUUCUAUCCAUCUGCUUCUCAAACUGUCAUGUGAUGAAGCAUUCUCCAUUGUCUGUGCUUGGAGAUGAUGCUUUGACUUCUUUAAUCCUAUAUCAGAGUCAUUAUGACUAGAGAGGAAAGUGUCAAAGACCUGGGAGGGGAAUUCAAAUGGAUCCCAAACACAGUGUGGUUAUUGGGAGUUUAAAUCCCAAGAUCCAUCUAUUGGUAAAGCCACUUCUGGCAAGGGGGCUGUUUCCACCUCAUUAUGUGGGUGCUCUGAUACUAAAAAAAAUUCUAAAUAACAUAACUGACUAUUGAGACAGUGCUGAGUGAAGCAGGUUUGAAUGGAUCAGAGGAGAAUGUGAUGGGAGAAUCUCUUGUCCUGAUUCUGAAAACUCAGAUGUAACCUGCUCUGGAAUUUCACUUGACACUUCCAAUGUCAUGAAUUCUAUCUCUCUGUGAUGUGGGUUUCUAUCUUUCCUGAAGGCUGUUUGGUCACCUAAUUGGAUAUUAGUUCAGUUUCAUAGGAUGUAGCUCAGAUUUAUUGGAGAAUUUAAGACACAUGACCAUUUGCUAAAGUCCAUCAUUUCUCACUUCAGCUUUGCUUUUUCUCCAUCCCUCCUUGAUGACAUGGAGAAAGCUCUGUCAACAAGAGAGAACUCUCCAAGUUACUGGAUAUGCUAACAAA
Malaclemys terrapin pileata is the source of this 4313-nucleotide messenger RNA. Its product is annotated as zinc finger protein OZF-like. Gene Ontology annotation, biological process: regulation of transcription by RNA polymerase II; central nervous system development. Gene Ontology annotation, molecular function: DNA-binding transcription factor activity, RNA polymerase II-specific; RNA polymerase II cis-regulatory region sequence-specific DNA binding. Gene Ontology annotation, cellular component: PcG protein complex; transcription regulator complex; nucleus. Bases 1512 to 3152 code for a protein of 546 amino acids. The transcript is spliced from 4 exons. NCBI's taxonomy places the organism in Eukaryota, Metazoa, Chordata, Testudines, Emydidae. The record is from RefSeq and is a predicted model, not a curated record.